Parastagonospora nodorum SN15 is the source of this 492-nucleotide messenger RNA. RefSeq lists its product as hypothetical. The transcript is spliced from 2 exons. The coding region runs from base 1 to 492 and encodes 163 amino acids. The record is from RefSeq and is a predicted model, not a curated record. Lineage: Eukaryota; Fungi; Ascomycota; Dothideomycetes; Pleosporales; Phaeosphaeriaceae.
AUGCCUUGGCUGCCACUCGAUGGUGCAGCAGCUGUCGCCCGCUGGUGUCGUGAUGUGCGGGUGAAGGGCUCCCGUUGGGAGAGUUGGUGCAGCGAAUAUGUGACGAGUCAGGCAACGGCGGCCGAGCGCUCUGUGUUCGUGGGGCGCUGGAAGAAUGAGGGGUUUCUCGCUGCGAGGUUGCACGUCGACGAAGCUUGGUCCCGGCUGCGUGGUUCGCUGCCGUCAGCCGAAGAAUGCUGGCCACUUUUGGAAGGAGCGAUGGCUGCUGGAGAGAGCUCGGGGUCGAGACGGGCAGCAGGUGACGUUGUUGGCGGCCAAGCAAGGCAGAUGCAGUCCAGGUAUCGAUGUACGGAGUAUGGAAAUGCAGUUAGGCCACACGUGCAGGCGGUGAGCUCCACGAGAAAAGGCGGCGGGUCGAGCGUGUUUCAGACGGCUCCAGGUGUCGGAGGGGCUCCCAGCGGCAGCGGCAGCGGGCUUGUCGGCAAGCGGUAG